Molecule: messenger RNA, 897 nt
Organism: Perkinsus marinus ATCC 50983
Lineage: Eukaryota; Perkinsozoa; Perkinsida; Perkinsidae
Product: glycoprotein endopeptidase, putative
Exons: 1
Coding region: 1-897 (298 amino acids)
Cellular component (GO): mitochondrion
Source: RefSeq, a predicted model, not a curated record
AUGGAGUCUCAUAUGCUAGUGACGAGGAAGCCUGAUCCGACGCCGACAGCCUCUUCCACGUCCCCUUCCCCACAUCGGCCGGAGUUCCCAUUCGUCACCUUACUGGUCUCAGGUGGUCACAACAUGGCGGUGCUGACCAGAGGAAUGGGGGAUCAUAUCAUUCUGGGCUCAACCUUGGACGACUCUGUAGGAGAGUGUUUCGAUAAGGUUGCUCGGCUGUUGGACAUCCACGACGUCCCUGGUGGCCCCGUUCUCGAGAAGCUAGCGAGCGAGGGUAAUCCCAGGGCGUGCCUGCGAGAGCUGGCCAAGCCUCUAGCCAAGACCCGUGAUCUUGAGCUGAAGAAUGGUUGUGAUUUCUCUUUUGCUGGGCUGAAGACAUCGAUGCGACACCUCAUCGAGGGAGGCAAGUACAGCAAGCCUGACAUGGCGGCCUCUUUCCAGAAGCGCUGUGUAGACCAUCUUGUUGAACGGGCUGGCCGAGCCAUUGAUUGGGCCUUGGAAAUCGACGGCAGCAUCAAGGACCUGGUGGUCGCUGGUGGAGUUGCUGCAAACAAGAGCGUUCGGUCUAACAUGCAGGAGCUGGCCAAGGAGAAGGGUCUCAUGCUAUAUUGUCCUCCUACUAGGCUCUGUACUGAUAACGGCACUAUGGUGGCUUGGAACGCUAUAGAGCAUCUCAAGGAGGGUCUGUAUGAGCGCGCGCCCUGCACUGCCGAAUCGGCUGAGAAGUUCGUAGAAGUGCGGCCCCGAUGGCCUUUGGGACCGCGAGAUGAGAGGUGUAGGGGACGAGACAAUGCUGAGGGUGGUCGUAAGGCUAGGAAGAGACCUCAGCCUGAGGAGCCCUCGGAGGAGCAGCUGAGGGAGAUCAAACGUGUCGCAGCAGAAGUGAGAAUUUCCUGA